Messenger RNA from Exophiala aquamarina CBS 119918, 1407 nucleotides. RefSeq lists its product as uncharacterized. The record is from RefSeq and is a predicted model, not a curated record. Lineage: Eukaryota; Fungi; Ascomycota; Eurotiomycetes; Chaetothyriales; Herpotrichiellaceae. Bases 1 to 1407 code for a protein of 468 amino acids. The transcript is spliced from 2 exons.
AUGCUUACAGUCAAGCAACUCUGCCGCGAUCUCGGCAUCAAGCACCCUGACAAGCACAGCACAUGCAUCGGCUAUGGAAAAGCUAAACCGACCUGCGGAAACGCUGUGGCCGCAGCUUCUCGCUCGACCGCGGUUUCGAUCCUCCAGGAUAUCUGCUAUGGGAUCGAGGAUGGACUCACUGUGAGGGAUCUAAGUUCCGACUUGAAUGCAGCUGCCUGCUUGCUGCAUUGUAAACGAUGGCAUCAAGGCCAAGGUCCAGCGAUGUCUCAGGAAUGGGAAAGGAAACUCCCCUAUUGGGAAAGGAACUUACGCUACUCCACUGCUCAGGGAUUCGACGAGGGACAUCAGCAGACCCGGCGGCGGCAGCAGCGCCAAACAUCCUCUCAGACCGUUGAAAGAGGGUCAGGUCGACAAACUAGUAGAAGACCAACCUCCCGAUCUGCAGAACCUGUUCGCGAGCUCUCUCAGUGCGAAAGCGAUCUUCUCGUAAUUCAGAUGCAGAAUGCCCAGCUUCUCAACUCAAUGCGGUUGAUGCAGUCGAUGCUGGACCAGUACCAACGCAACGAGCAACGCUUGAGACUGCCUCUUCUGGCCUUGGCCCCAAGCCACACCUCAUCACGAUCCCGUAUCUACGCUGACGACGAGGAAGACGACCGCAAUUCAGAUUUAGAGUCAGACUUCGGCUCAGAUUCAGGCUCAGAUGUAUCUGACUGGCAAGAUUCAACGACACCGUCACGUGCAUCGGCUGCAUCCACUGCAUCCCGCUCCAACGUUGCUCGAUCACUACCAUCUUCCAACCGAGUGGUACACUCGCCACAGCGAGGAACUUCUUCUCGCUCUUCUCAAUCGUCUUUACGACGCUCCACUACUUCCUCAUCCUCAUCAGCAACAGCAGCCAGAGCAUCACCUCCAGUUUCUCCCUCCUCUUCCUCCCGCUCUGCCUCCUCCCGCUCAGAGCAACACUCACAGCAGCGCGGAAGUCCUUCUCGCUCUUCUCACUCUUCUUCACGUCGUUCCAAUUCGUCAUCAUCGCCAGUGCCAGCGUCUCGGACCCGCUUGGCCUUGUCUGCUCCCUUCGAGCAAAGCACACAACAGCGACGGAGCCCUUCUCGCACUUCUUCUCGCCGCUCGACCGACUCUGAAUCAUUAGCAACGCCAGCUCCAUCUUCCGUCUCCUCCUCCUCCUCCUCCGGGGACCUCGACGAUUGCGGUGUCUGCCUCGAGCCGCUGCCCAGUAGCGGCGGAAGCAGGAGUCACCGCGGUGGCGGCCAGGGUGAUAACAAUGAUAUCUGGACGUGUGAAGCAUGCCACAACUCAGCACACAUCGAAUGCUUUGAUAUGUGGGUGACGCAUUCGUCCGAGGAUAAUGUGCGCUGUAUUUACUGUCGCGGAGCCAUCACGAUCUAG